Nothobranchius furzeri (turquoise killifish) is the source of this 868-nucleotide messenger RNA. It is a transcript of the gene irak1bp1, whose product is annotated as interleukin-1 receptor-associated kinase 1 binding protein 1. Gene Ontology annotation, biological process: immune response; canonical NF-kappaB signal transduction. The record is from RefSeq and is a predicted model, not a curated record. NCBI's taxonomy places the organism in Eukaryota, Metazoa, Chordata, Actinopteri, Cyprinodontiformes, Nothobranchiidae.
AGAAAGAAGCAUACAGGAAGCGUUUUGCUCAGUGUCGUAGCAGCGGGAAGUUUAAGUUUACCGCAGUCAACACGAUGAAGAGUCAGAGUCGCGUCUUCGCUGCUCUACCCACUGCUGAGUUCACAGAAAUAAAAGAAAACCAGCAGGGACUCGAACCGAAAGCGGUGACCGGCCAGGUGCGGGAGGUCCAAGUCACCGGGGCCGCGGAAGCUUCGUGUCCGGCCGACCGAGCGUCGAUGCGGUUCAGUGUGACCAGCAGCAAGGAGUCAGCCGGUGAGGUGACCGUUAGCGUCACACGGCGACUCGACUACAUAUUACAGGCUCUCAGACAACAUGGGAUCAGAGGGGAGGACACGUCAGUGAGGAAGUUUCUUCAACGAAACGCUGACACUUACUGCAUGGAUGCGGAGGUUGUUGUCGUGUUCUCCAAUUUUGAGAAGAUGGAACAAAUCCGUAGCGUCCUCCUGGAAAAGCUGGAUAAGAGCGUCUUCGUUGGGACACCGCUGUUCUACCACAGUCCUGAAUGUUUGGGUCAAAUCAGGCAGCGUGCGUGUGUGUCCGCUGUUGAAAAUGCUCAGCAGAAGGCCAGCAAGAUCAGUCAAGUCUUGGGCCAAAGUCUGGGGCCUCCUCUCCUGGUGAGAGAGAAGGAGACCAGGGAGUGGAAGGUGGAGGAGGAGGAGGAGCAGCGUUCAGCGCCUCACAUACCCGUAGUCACUGCCUCCUCCUGCGUCUCCGUCUCCUUCAGCUUCAGAGACCGAAACAGGAAAAAGCUCUGAAGACACAGCACAGAGAACUGCAUAAAUCACUUUAUUGCACAUUUUUGAUGCUUGAACAUCAAAAGCUAAAAGAUGAUUUCAAGCAUUUUCUU